Messenger RNA from Danaus chrysippus (African queen), 1500 nucleotides. Lineage: Eukaryota; Metazoa; Arthropoda; Insecta; Lepidoptera; Nymphalidae. The record is from the annotation of a GenBank genome assembly.
AUGUCUAAUCUAAUUUGUGAAGUAUGUGUAAAGAGUCUUCGGGAUGCUCACCAUUUCAGACAAAAGGUUCUAUAUUCCGAGGAACAAUUAAUGAAAAGAAUAACUGAAAUCGAAACAAAUAAGAAGCUGUUGGUAGUCAAAUCCGAGCCGAUAGAGACUGAUGACAAUGAUUCCGACAACUACUUCCUAGCCAGCACCAUCAAAAAUGAAUCGCCAUCACCCAUACAGAAGAUUGUGAGGAAAGUUAACAUAAAAAGCAAGAAGAAGGAGCAUUUACAGAAGAAUUUAAAGAAUUUGGUCAACAAAUUGGCUAUAAAUAGCUGUGACAAGAAACAAAUGAAGAAGGACAUUAAAGUUAUGAAAGGCAGGAAAUUGACUAUUAAAAAGGAUAUAGAGAUUAAUCUGACAUUCACUAAUACUAGAUUGACACAGGAUAAGCAAAAACACAGAGAGAACUUGCUAACAAUAUUGAAAUAUUCAAAUGCAACACCCUUCAAAGAUAAGUCUCUGCUCGGCUUCAUCUGUGGAUAUUGUAACGCUUCAUACCCUGAUCCGACGGAUUUGAAGAAUCACACGGAUUUGGAUCAUAUUAAAGAGCGUCUGGAUUUCAAAUCUUCAUUUGAUAUGACAGAAUAUAAUGUGAAAUUAGAUGUGGUCAACUUGAUGUGUACGUUGUGCGAUGAAAAAAUGGAAAAUUUGUUCAAAUUAAGGGAUCAUUUGAUUAAGAUACACAAUAAAGUCUUCCAUAGAGAUAUUAAAGAUCAUUUGUUGCAAUUUAAGCUGAAGAAAGGUGAUGUAUUCGACUGUGCGUUGUGUCCUUCAACUUAUGAGACAUUUAAAAUGUUGAAGCAACACAUGAAUAAGCAUUACUGUAAUUAUAGUUGCAGUAAAUGCGAGAAUUCAUUCGCAACCAAACGCUCACUGAAUACGCACCAAACGACUCACGAGGAAGGCAGUUUUAAAUGCGAUCAUUGUGACAAAAUAUUCUCAACCAAAACCAAAAAGCAAUACCAUGAGAAAACUAAGCAUUUGGGUGCAAGAAAUAUAAGUAAUUGUCCCUAUUGUGAUGUACCGUUCAGGAGUUACUACCAAAGAAACCAGCAUCUCGUAAAAGUACACAAUUCCGAAGCCCAAUACAAAUGCAAUGUAUGCAGUAAAGGUUAUAUAUUAAAAUCACUUCUCAUGUGUCACAUAAAGAAGAAUCAUUUGAUGGAAAGGAACUGCCAAUGCACGGAAUGCGGCUACAAGUUCUUCAGCAAGAAAGCUUUAAAGGCACAUAUGAUAAAGCACAGCGGUGAAAGAAAAUUUAUAUGCGAAGUUUGCCACAAGUCGUAUGCGAGGAAAUACACGUUACGAGAGCAUAUGAGAAUACACAACGAUGAUAGGAGGUUCAAAUGCGAUAUAUGUGGUACGGCUUUCAUACAGAAAUGCAGCUUGAAAUCACAUUUAUUAUCCCAUCACGGUAUUAGUUUAGCUGCGAGCGAUAUACCUAUAUCGUGA